UCAAAAUCAUCCAAAGAUAUUGGCAAAAAUACAUUCAAUUCUGCGUAUUUCUUUUAACACUCAAAUUUGUUGAUUUUUUUUUGAGGAAUUCUUGACGCAAAGUUUUCAAAGAUGAGUAUUACUCAAUACCCAGAUUCGUUUAUUGUGCCGGAGCUGCAGGUUUGGAACAAUGCGGCUUUUGACAAUAGAGACUCUGAAGAUACAAGCGCCAUCAAGGCUUCUUGGCGUAAUCUUGAAUCUGGGUCGGUGAAUCAGUCACUAGAAUCUGAUGGCAGUAAAGAAAAUCAGUCUCCCCUUUGGCUGAAAUCCCCUGUUUCUUUCAAAUCUACUGCGUCAAUUGUCAAGCCACUUUAUUCCAAGAAUGUCACGGGAAACUCCAAAGAUCAAAUGGUGAAAGGAAGCUUUAUUGAGCCAUUGUCAAUGAAACUGAGGAAUUUAGUUGGGAAAGAAGAAGAGAAAAAACGUGAUGAGAAAAAGAUUGAUGUGGAGAUUGAAGGGAUUGAGAAGGAGAUAACUCGUCUAUCAUCGAAACUUGAAUCUCUUCGACUCGAAAAAGCUGAAUACAAUGCGAGGAGCAUUGCGAUGACAGGAAGAAUAGUGCCUGCUAAAUUCAUGGAGAAAAAACAGAGAAUCAACAACUGUGAGACGGGAAAAAACAUAGAAGAUCCUCUGUUUUCAAGUGCUAAAGCAAAAUUGAAUCGAAGGGGGGUUAGUUUAGGUCCAGCGGAGAUUUUCUCUGCAAUGAAAUCGAGACAAUUAACCAAGCAGGAAAUCACCACUCCAAUUCAGUCAAUGCAGAGUCGCCGCAAAUCCUGUUUCUUUAAGCUUCAAGAUAUUGGUGAAGUGAAGGUUACAAGAGAGAGAGGCAAGAGCUUGAGUCUUAGCCCUAAAUCACGUAAAACUGUUUCAAAGGUUCAAGCUCCUAAGGCAGCAGCAACCACGGUAGGGUCUAAAAGGGCAGUGAAGAAAGAGGACGGGGUUCUUGCUACAAUUCAGCCAAAAAGGCUCUUCAAUGAUGGUGAAAAAUCAGUAACAGCAAAGAAACCAUUGAAACCUGGGAGGGUCGUAGCAAGCCGGUACAAUCAGAUUGCCAAUCAAAGCAAUGGGAAUUUCACCAUGAACGAUGCUCGAAUGCGGUCAUUACCAGAAAAUGAUAAGCCGGAGAGCAACAGGCAUUAUAAUAGGCGUGUUUCGAAUGAACGGAAAGUGGAUUCCUGCAAGAAUCAGACGACUGAGAGCAGAGUGAAGAAGAAGUGGGAAAUUCCUAGUGAAGUGAUAGUUUUCAAGGGUGCAAUGGAGGAAGAAUGUCCAGAGUCAGUUGAUAAGAUCAACGAUGCGCUACCGAAGAUUAGGACUGUCAGAUUUUUGGCUGAAAGCCCACGUGAUUCGGGUCCAGCAAAAAGAGUGGCUGAAUUGAUGGGAAGGAAAUCGUAUUUUAGUAUGGAGGAGGAAGCAAAGGGCUCUGUUUGUCAGGCUCUGUGUUUUGCAGAAGGGGAUGGAGAUCAGCAAGAUUGAUUCAUUUCUUAAUUUUCUUCUUUACUUUUUUCUGCUACAAAUUUUGGGUUUUGGGUUGUGAACCAUAAGUCUUGUUAUGGGUUAAGAAUGGUUUUACGUGUAGGUGUCUGAAACUGAUUUAGCGUUUGCUUUUUCUACCAUGCAAUAACAAGAUAAGCUUUUCAACAAGUAUACUACGGGUGAAGAUACUCUGUGAAGCGUCACUUCCUUUACAAUUUCCAUGGUAAAAAAUGGUCUAAUGUUUGAAAAGCGACUGAAAAGUUCUGCAAAGAACAUUGGAUGGAAAGGAUAGAAGAAUGAUUUUGUUUUACGGCUAUACUUCUGUCUGAUAAUAUGUACAAGAAUCAUUGUUAUGAAAUUAAGGAAAAUGCACAAGAAUCGUUGUUAUGCUCAGGAGCCAUUGCCACCAUGAGAUGGCAUUAUCAGUGCGGAGAUAAAUAGUUCUCUUCUAAUUUUUAUCACUCUGUCGAGCCACUGAUUUCGUCCCUAGUAUCAUGUGCUUGAACCUUGGACAUUUCGGUUCUCUUCUAAUAUGUAGAGGUACGAAUCUGCUAAGUUUGUUCCCAAAAUUUACAAAACUUAUUUGUUCAACAAAUCAAUAAAAACAAAAGGUGAAAAAGAAGUUUGCGUCCCAUACAGUACAGCAAGGCUCAUAGCAGCCUAUCCUCGUACAGGUCAAAAUAAUCCAGGAUUGACAUAUCGGUUUCAUAACUUUUGAAGAUGUUCGACAUCUUAUUUCCUUGCUCCAGUUUAUGACUCGCUAAAUCUCAUGGAAAACCUAAUUCUGGUGUUUUAUUACAGAAUUAAAAUUUUGUUAUUUCUCAAAAU
Durio zibethinus is the source of this 2343-nucleotide messenger RNA. RefSeq lists its product as uncharacterized. Lineage: Eukaryota; Viridiplantae; Streptophyta; Magnoliopsida; Malvales; Malvaceae. The record is from RefSeq and is a predicted model, not a curated record.